AUGGAUUUAUAUCUCAACAUUCAUUCAAUAGAUCAAUGUGGUGAUCAUAAUAAUAAUGAAUCAACAUAUACAGCAUGUAAAGUACUUGUACAUAUGCUUAAUAUUCUUCUUAAAUUAAUAAUGCAUACACCAAAUCAUAUUGAACGAGAAUAUAUUAUAUCAAGUGAAAUAAUUGAAUCAAUAACACGUCUUUUAAAUAAUACUCAAGAUUUAAUAGUUUUACAAAAUAUAUUAAGAUUAUUAAUAAAUAUGAUUGAUCAAACAGAAUUGUAUGUUAAAGAAAUAAUUAAAUUAGAAACAAUUGAUAGUUUAUUACAAAUAUUAUUAUAUAAAGAUCUUGAAAUAAAACAACUUUCUUUACAACUUAUGGCAAAUUUUCUUGGUCAUCCAGAAGGACGAGAAUGUAUUCCACGUAUACCAAAUGAUUUUCUUGAUGCUUUUACUAGUCAUUUAAGUCAUAAUAAUGUUAAAGUUCUUGAUCAUACUAUUUGGUGUUUAACUCAUUGUGCUGAAAAUGAAGAUAAUCGAAGACGAAUUCGUCUAACUGGAGCUAUUCCAUUGUUAUUAUCACUUCUUGAGAAUGGAAAUCGUUUUUUUGAUUUUUCAUUACCAUCAACAAAUACUAAUCAACGACAAACGGGACAAAAUUCAAAGAAACAUACACGAGAUGAUACAGAAGCAAUUUCACGUCGUGAUCAAUUAUUUGAUAUGGAAUCUGCGUGUUGUACUUGUCUAGCUGAACUUUCAUAUGAUUAUACAAAUGGUCAAACAAUUAUUGAACGAAAUGGUAUAUACUUAUUAGCAAUAUUACUUUUUCCUGAAAACGAAGAUCAUCAACGUUUAGAAAAAUAUCAUCAUCUUCAACGUAAUAUAUUUCGAACAUUGCGAUAUUUAUUUUCAUUAAAUAAAAAUCGUGAUCAAUAUAGACGGUUAUUACCAACACAAAUAUUUGAAUUAUUUCUUAGUGUUGGUAAUUUUCAACGUGAUCUUAAUAUGUAUAAAUCUAUGACAGAUGCUUGGAAUUCAAUUUCAAUUGAUGACUUAACUAAAAUAAAACUUGAACGUCUUCAGUCACUUAAUCCAAAACAAGAAGCAACUAGAUUUAUACGUGAUUAUGGCGUUUAUGAAUGUCUUGGUUCAGGAGCCUUUGGUUCUGUUUAUCGAGUAGCUCGACGUGGAACAAUAAUGAUGUAUGCACUUAAAGAGAUUGAUAAUCGUUCAUUAACAACUGAUAGUGAUCGUAGUUUAGGACAACAAAUAAAUGAAGUUAAAAUAAUUCGUGAAGAACUUCGUCAUCCAAAUAUUGUUAGUUAUUAUCGAAUAUUUGCUGAAAAUGAUAAAUUAUAUAUUGUUAUGGAAUUAAUAGCUGGAUCAUCAUUACAAGAUUAUUUAUCAUUAUUAAAAGAAACAAAUCGAACAAUGAUUGAAGAUAAUAUUUGGAAAGUUUUUAUUCAACUUAUACUUGCAUUAAGAUAUUUACAUAAAGAAAAAGGAAUUGUUCAUCGAGAUUUAACUGCUAAUAAUAUUAUGUUAGACGAUGAAUAUAGAGUUAAAAUUACUGAUUUUGGUUUAGCUAAAUUACGUGAUAGUAAUUGUAGUAAAAUGAAUUCAGUUGUUGGAACAUUAUAUUAUGCUUGUCCCGAAAUUAUUCAACAUAUGCCAUACAAUGAAAAAGCUGAUAUAUGGAGUUUAGGCUGUGUACUUUAUCAUAUGUUAACCUUAGUUCCACCAUUCUUUACAUCAAAUAUUCUUUUACUUGCAAGUAAAAUUUGUUCCGGUGAAUAUGAUCAAAUACCACUAAAAUAUUAUUCUGAUCGUAUACGACAAAUAAUAAUUGAAUGUUUAUGUAUUGAUCCACAAUAUCGUCCAGAUAUAUGUUGUGUAGCACAAUUAUGUACUGAACAAUUAAUGUUAUAUACAGAUCGUUCAUGUACAACAAUUCAAACAUUAGAAAAACGUUUAAGACAACAAGAUCAUCAACGUGAAUUUGAUUUAAUAAGACAACAAUCACAAGUACAACAACAAUCUAUGUAUCAACAAUCAUGUCUUAGUUGUUCAAGUACAAAAGAAUCAUUAGGUGGUAAUAGUGGUGGUAUUGCUGAUGUUAGUUUUGAUGGAACAGAUGGACAACAUGAUAUGGUUAAAUCAGAUGCAUUUACUGCUGUUUCUGAUUGUGAAACACCUGAUUUGCCAACAAAAGAAUUGACUAAUAGUGCUAUUCCACAACCACCAAGUGGUCCAAUAAGACAAAAUAAUAUAAGACGUUCCAUAGGUCGAGUUUCUUCGGAGCAAUUAUUAAAUUCAAAUGAAGCUAUGUUUUAUCAAACUCGAUCACCUGAACCAUCAAAUAUAUCAUCUGAAAGUGGUUAUGAUAGUACUAAUACAAUACAACAAUCAAUUCCUCCUUCGUCAUGUUCAUCAAAUAUGGAACGAAAGCAAAGUCCAUUUAAUCGUUCACGUCAAUCAUCUGUAACUGGAUCAAUAAGUAUAUCUCAAAAACGACUUCGACCAACUGAUCCUGUUAGUCAAUUACUUGAUAUAGUUCAUAAAUUAGUUUAUAUAUCUUUCGUACCAUCAAAUACAAAUAAUAAUAAAUAUCGUCGUUUAAUAGAUCGUUAUAGAAUAUUUUUAUUUUCAAAAGGUUCAUCACAAAAUUUAAAAAGUGAAUUAUCAAAAUUAUCAAACCAUUUAAGUGAUUGUAUUGAAUUUGAUAGUGGCAUUGGAAGACAAAAUAUCGGCAUACAAUCAUUAACAAAUUCAUCACGUUCAUCAUCACCUAGUUCAUUGAAUCUCAAAGCUGUUGAUUUGACUAUUCCGGAUGGUAAUGAAUGUGUUACAUAUGAACAAAUGAUGACAUAUAUUGAACAAUAUCUUCAAGAAACAGAUUAUUAUAAAGAUACAAUAGUGUCUAUAUCAUCUAGUGAAUCUCUUCCACCAACCAUCCAACGAAAUCAACGACCACCAUCAGGCAAAAAAUGA
This is a messenger RNA of Rotaria sp. Silwood2, 2979 nucleotides long. The record is from the annotation of a GenBank genome assembly. Lineage: Eukaryota; Metazoa; Rotifera; Eurotatoria; Philodinida; Philodinidae.